CAAUGAGCCAAAGAAAGAGCAGUGAACUAAUUUUGGAGGCCAGCAAUGUCCAUACAAGCAGCUGCUGGGGUCCUUCAGCGAGUGGCGAGCAGACUUUGGCAGUGAAGUGACACUCUAGUCUCUCUCACUUACUUACUCACACGCACAGACACACACACACACACACACACACACACACACACACAUACACACGCACACAUGUUAUGGCGCUUGGAGAGGAGAUAAUGUCAAGGCGCAAGGAGCAAAAGGACCUAGCGCUCAUUAAACAAGUGGAACUCAUUCUGGAUUCCUGCACACUGGAGCUCACUGCAGUGGAUGAAGUCUGGCCAAACCUCUACAUAGGAAACAUAGCUGUAGCACAGAAUAAAAAAACUUUAUCCAAGCUGGGCAUCACUCACAUCCUGAAUGCAGCUCACUCCAAGCAGGGAAGCAUCGGGGACCAACGUUUCUAUGGCGACGCUUACGUUUACUGUGGCAUACCAGCAGAAGACUCGGACCACUUUGACCUCAGUCAGUAUUUCAAACCCGCAGCGGACUUCAUCCAUAAAGGCCUAAAGAAGGACCACGGGAAAGUCCUGGUGCAUUGCAUUAUGGGCGUAAGCCGCUCAGCCACACUGGCGCUGGCUUACUUGAUGCUGCAUCAGCGUCUCACCCUCCACGAUGCUCUGAGGCACGUCGUGCAAAAACGUGCCAUAUACCCCAAUCGGAACUUCCUGAUGCUCCUCCACAAGCUGAGUGAACAGUUGGCAUUCAAAAGGAGGUUGUGUCCCCUCCUUUGAUGCGACACCUCCUUUGUUUUCGCCUCCUUUCCGCUACGACUCCCUGACAAACAUUUUGCAUGGACAACACUUUGAAGAGAUGUUUUGAGUUCCUAUAUUUUUCAUUUUAGUCACACAUUAUAAUAUCCGCAACUUUGUACAUACUGUAUUACUUCACAACCUUUUAAGAAACACAGAGAUCUUGUUUAUCAGUGGUUAUAAUAAGAAUACACACUGUUUUUGCUUGUUUUUAACCGCACAUACUAACCUUAACUAUAGGUUAUAUUCAUAGGAAUUGUAAUAAAAAUGGUGUAAAUUGAAAUCAA
Molecule: messenger RNA, 1084 nt
Organism: Hippocampus zosterae (dwarf seahorse)
Lineage: Eukaryota; Metazoa; Chordata; Actinopteri; Syngnathiformes; Syngnathidae
Product: dual specificity protein phosphatase 13-like
Exons: 3
Coding region: 204-779 (191 amino acids)
Biological process (GO): protein dephosphorylation; negative regulation of MAPK cascade
Cellular component (GO): cytoplasm
Molecular function (GO): protein tyrosine/serine/threonine phosphatase activity; MAP kinase phosphatase activity
Source: RefSeq, a predicted model, not a curated record